GGCGAGCUCGGGGAGGCGGGCCUAGAGCGCCCCGCUGGAGGAAGAGAGCAAAAGCCCAAGUUGGCGGCUGGCUGGGCCCCGCGAGGGGAGGGACGGCAGGGUUGAUGACAAGCCAAGAGCUGAAAUCACUUGAAGAUAUUUCUGACUCACCGGAGUGAACCACAGUGCUUUAUCUCUCAGGAUCUCCGAAUAUCCCGGCCCUCUCCACCAUGGCCAGCCGGGGUGGUGGCCGGGGUCGUGGCCGGGGCCAGUUGACCUUCAACAUGGAGGCCGUGGGCAUUGGGAAGGGUGACGCUUUGCCGCCACCCACCCUACAGCCUUCUCCACUCUUCCCUCCCUUGGAGUUCCGCCCCGUGCCUUUGCCCUCAGGAGAAGAGGGGGAAUAUGUUCUGGCCUUGAAACAGGAGCUGCGUGGGGCCAUGAGACAGCUCCCCUACUUCAUCCGGCCGGCUGUCCCCAAGCGAGAUGUAGAACGUUACUCAGACAAAUAUCAGAUGUCGGGGCCUAUUGACAAUGCCAUCGAUUGGAACCCUGAUUGGCGGCGGCUCCCCCGCGAGCUGAAGAUCCGGGUGCGGAAGCUGCAGAAAGAGCGGACGACCAUUCUACUCCCCAAGAGGCCUCCUAAGACCACGGAAGAUAAGGAGGAAACAAUACAGAAACUGGAGACUCUGGAGAAGAAGGAGGAGGAAGUCACUUCAGAGGAAGACGAGGAGAAAGAGGAAGAAGAAGAAAAGGAGGAGGAGGAAGAGGAGGAGUACGAUGAAGAAGAACAUGAGGAGGAAACUGACUACAUCAUGUCGUAUUUUGACAACGGAGAGGACUUUGGAGGUGACAGUGAUGACAAUAUGGAUGAAGCUAUAUACUGAAGAGCUCAGGAACUUCCUGGGCCAUCAUCUUUCCUGAUUUGGGAUAGAGAGAGUAAUUGUCCCUAUUAUUCAGGGUCUGUUCUUAUCGUGUUUGUUUGUUUUUUUUAAACAAGUUUUCAUGGAGCCCACGCUGGCCUUGAACUGCUAGUCCACCUGCCUUCAGCUCCCAAGUAUGCUGGGACCACAACAGGCAUGUGCCACACCUGGCUUCCUGUAACUUAGUUUUGUGACAAAAUAAAAUAAAGCCGUUUGGUCAGAGUCUA
Messenger RNA from Jaculus jaculus (lesser Egyptian jerboa), 1129 nucleotides. RefSeq names its product RNA polymerase III subunit GL (gene Polr3gl). Gene Ontology annotation, biological process: transcription by RNA polymerase III. The coding region runs from base 210 to 866 and encodes 218 amino acids. Gene Ontology annotation, cellular component: RNA polymerase III complex. Lineage: Eukaryota; Metazoa; Chordata; Mammalia; Rodentia; Dipodidae. The transcript has 9 exons. The record is from RefSeq and is a predicted model, not a curated record.